Molecule: messenger RNA, 1568 nt
Organism: Hermetia illucens (black soldier fly)
Lineage: Eukaryota; Metazoa; Arthropoda; Insecta; Diptera; Stratiomyidae
Gene: Dronc
Product: caspase Dronc
Exons: 4
Coding region: 183-1436 (417 amino acids)
Biological process (GO): proteolysis
Molecular function (GO): cysteine-type endopeptidase activity
Source: RefSeq, a predicted model, not a curated record
UGACAGAUCUCAACUGACAGGUGAAUCGUUGGUUUGCGGUCAUUGUUUUUAGUGGUUGUUGCUGCAUUGUUGGUCCAAUUGAAGUAAAAAUCCACAUUUCCGAAAUUCUUAUAGUGCAAUUUAUUGUCCCAUUGGAUGGUACUAAAUCUCCUCUCAAAAGCUAUUCAACGAACACUUAAAAAAUGGAAGAUCAUCAUCGUAAAAUGAUAAAAGACAAUAUCGACAAGUUGACAUCGAAGACUGAGCUGAACUUAUUAAUGAAUCUAUGCGUCAAAUAUAAGAUAUUAUCUCAAAUUAUGAAAGAGAAUUUGUACAAGGAUUUUCCAAAAAAGGAAGAUUGCCAUCGACAGCUUUUCAUAAAAAUCACUAAACGCGGGCCGAAGGCCUUCAAUCUCCUUCUAGAUAUCUUAACAGAAAAUUUUCCAUCUGCCGAAAAAGUUCUUUGUCCUGAAGAUACAUGCCAAAGUAUCCAUGAUAACAAGAUCAUGGAAGGAUAUCGAUCAAAAGAUACAACCGAAACCGAGGAGGAACCAUUGCCAGAUGUUGAUACAUUUGAUAUUUAUAAAUAUGACGAUGACGAUAAACCUCUUCCACUGGAAAUCUACACUAAACCUACAAAGCAUGAUCCAUCAAUCAUUGUUAAGAAAUCAACUAAACUUUUUUACGAUGAACGCGUUGGAACGUAUUCCAUGCGUAGUAAAUAUCGUGGUGUUUUUUUGAUGGUGAACAUUAUAAAUUUUCCACACUCGGACCGGCGAAAUGGAGCUGAGAUAGAUCGAGAAAAUUUAAUCCAUCUAUUCCGUGAGUUCGGAUACGAAGUAUUUUACUACGAAGACUUGUGUUUAAGUCAAUUUCGACAAGUUCUAAUGCAACUUCUCAACUCAAAUUAUACUCGACGCACGGAAAGUUUCGUGAUGGCCUUACUAACACAUGGUGAUAUAAAGGAUGGGAAGGAAUUUGUAGAAUUUAGCGAUGGUGCAGUUAUUAAUUUAAAAGACAUUUUACACUGUUUUCGUAAUACACAUUGCUCGAAUUUGGUGGGGAAACCAAAAGUUUUUAUAUUCCCGUUUUGCAGAGGAACAAUAUCUGAUUCAGGAACCUUCAGCCCUAUGAAUCGCACCUCCGUCCAAACAGACAGCAUAUCACGAACAAUAAAUAAUCCCACCAUGACAGAUAUAAUCAUUAUGUACGCAACUGUUCCAGGGUUUAAAACGCAUCGUGAUCCGAAAACAGGAUCUUGGUACAUCGAAAUGUUGUGCAAAGUAUGGGCGGAACAUGCACAUAAUACAGAUAUUGAAACGCUUGCAAAGAAAGUUGGCGAGGAAACGGGAAAAAUAAGAUCAGAUAAUUAUUUACAGACUUCAAGCUUUAUUUGGCAUGGCGUUUAUAAAGCCUUGUAUUUCAAUCCAGGAUAUUAUGAGGACGAUGCCAAAUAGUUACAGUAAUAUAUUAGGAUCGAAUAGAUACUUAGUGAAAUUUAAAGAUAUUAGAAGAUAAAAGAAACUCAUAUCUAUAUUUUUAAACGAAUAUGUAUAUAUUUACGUAAAUAAAAUUUUUAUUAUAUCCAA